This is a messenger RNA of Lonchura striata (white-rumped munia), 1387 nucleotides long. It is a transcript of the gene RSAD1, whose product is annotated as radical S-adenosyl methionine domain containing 1. Gene Ontology annotation, biological process: porphyrin-containing compound biosynthetic process. Gene Ontology annotation, molecular function: 4 iron, 4 sulfur cluster binding; coproporphyrinogen oxidase activity. The record is from RefSeq and is a predicted model, not a curated record. NCBI's taxonomy places the organism in Eukaryota, Metazoa, Chordata, Aves, Passeriformes, Estrildidae. Gene Ontology annotation, cellular component: cytoplasm; mitochondrion.
AUGCACUGGGCCGGGGGUGUCCCCCUCAGAGCGGAGUGGCUGGGGGUGAGGGCACGGCUGUCCCCCACACGCCGCAUCCCGCAGUGGCCCUACUGCCGCAAGCGCUGCUCCUACUGCAGCUUCAACACGUACGUGGUGCCGGCGGCGGACGAGGCGGCCGUGCGCGCCUGCCUGGUGCGGGAGGCGCAGACCCUGCUCCGCCUCAGCCAGAUGCGCAGCGUCACCUCCGUCUUCUUCGGCGGGGGCACCCCCAGCCUGGCCAGCCCCAGCACUGUGGCGGCGGUGUUGGAGGCUGUGGCGGGCGCUGCCCGCCUUCCUCCCGCGGCUGAGGUCACGCUGGAGGCCAACCCCAGCUCCACCAGCGCGUCUCACCUUGCCGGCUUCAGGGCGGCUGGGGUCAACCGCAUCUCCAUCGGCGUCCAGUCGCUGGAUGACGCCGAGCUGAGGAUGCUGGGCCGGGAGCACACGGCGGCGGAGGCACGGAAGGCUGUGGAAGCAGCGCGGGGGCUCUUUCCUGGCCGAACCUCCAUCGACCUCCUGUUUGGGCUGCCGGGACAGAGCCGGGACGCCUGGGCCCAGCGGCUGGAGGCGACCCUGGGGCUCUGUGACGACCACAUCUCCCUGUACCAGCUGACGCUGGAGCGGGGCACGGCGCUGGCAGCGCAGGUCAGGAGUGGGGCGCUGCCUGCACCCCCCCAGGAUCUGCUGGCUGACAUGUACCAGACUGCCCGGAGUGUGCUGGUCGCCUCUGGCUUCCGUCAUUACGAGGUCUCCAAUUUUGCACGGAAGGGCGCCCUCAGCACCCACAACCUCUCAUACUGGCACGGUGACCAGUACAUCGGUGUGGGGCCAGGGGCACACGGGCGCUUCGUGCCACGGGCUGAGGGCGGCCACAGCCGAGAAGCCCGCGUGCAGACCCUGGAGCCUGUCGCCUGGAUGCGGGAGGUGCAGAGCCAGGGACACGGCACCAGGAGCCGGGCGGUGCUGAGCCCGCUGGAGCAGCUGGAGGAGCUGCUCUCCCUAGGACUGCGCACGGAUGAAGGCAUCACACACGAGCGCUGGGGGCACUUCUGCCCCCAGCUCAGCCUGCAGGCUGUGUUCGGGCAGCCGGGGGAGGCUCGGGCGCUGCAGCAGGAGGGCUGGCUUGUCCUGGACAGCGGUGGCCUGCGGUGCACCUGGGCCGGCCUGGCCGUGCUGGACUCGCUGCUGCCCGACCUGCUCUUGCAGCUGCGGCGGGUGCUGGGCGCUGCCCGGCACCCACUGAGCGGGGGUCCAGCUGAGGAAUGAACUGUGAGCAGCCGUAACGGAUAAUAACAGAUAAUAAACUGAAACAGAGAUUUUGGGAGUGCACUUAAGUUAACAAAAUAAAUUAAGCAUUUAUAUUCUA